CAGGGAGCACAAGCCUUUGGCUCCAUCCUCUGCCAGCUUCUCCACUGCUCAGACAUCUCCCUGCCUCCAGCAUGACCUGUGGCUUCAGCUCCGUGGGCUGUGGAUUCAGCGGCCGUGCCUUCAGCUCCAUCUCCGCCUGCGGGCCCCGGCCCGGCCGCUGCUGCAUCACGGCCGCCCCCUACCGCGGCAUCUCCUGCUACCGCGGCCUCACCGGGGGCUUCGGCAGCCGCAGCGUCUGCGGGGGCUUCCGCGCCGGCUCCUGUGACCGCAGCUUUGGGUACCGCUCCGGUGGCGUGUGUGGCCCCAGCCCGCCCUGCAUCACCACCGUGUCGGUCAACGAGAGCCUCCUAGCGCCCCUCAACCUGGAGAUCGACCCCAAUGCACAGUGCGUGAAGCAGGAGGAGAAGGAGCAGAUCAAGUGCCUCAACAGCAGGUUCGCUGCCUUCAUUGACAAGGUGCGCUUCCUGGAGCAGCAGAACAAGCUGCUGGAGACCAAGCUGCAGUUCUACCAGAACCGCGAGUGCUGCCAGAGCAACCUGGAGCCGCUGUUCGACGGCUACAUCCAGACACUGCGGCGGGAGGCCGAGUGCGUGGAGGCCGACAGCGGGAGGCUGGCCUCGGAGCUCAACCACGUGCAGGAGGUGCUGGAGGGCUACAGGAAGAAGUAUGAAGAAGAAGUUGCACUUCGGGCGACGGCAGAGAACGAGUUUGUGGCUCUAAAGAAGGACGUGGACUGCGCCUACGUCCGCAAAUCAGACCUGGAGGCCAACGCAGAGGCCCUGACCCAGGAGAUUGAUUUCCUGAGGCAACUAUAUGAUGAGGAGAUCCAAGUUCUCCAAGCCAACAUCUCAGACACCUCGGUCAUCGUCAAGAUGGACAACAGCCGGGACCUGAACUUGGACUGCAUCGUCGCUGAGAUCAAGGAGCAGUACGAUGACAUCGCCAGACGCAGCCGGGCUGAGGCUGAGUCCUGGUACCGCAGCAAAUGUGAGGAGAUCAAGGCCACGGUGAUCCGGCAAGGGGAGACCCUGCGCCGCACCAAGGAGGAGAUCAACGAGCUGAACCGCAUGAUCCAGAGGCUGACGGCCGAGGUGGAGAACGCCAAGUGCCAGAUCUCCAAGCUGGAGGCAGCAGUGACCCAGUCUGAGCAGCAGGGCGAGGCUGCCAUUAAUGAUGCCCGCUGCAAGCUGGCUGAGCUGGAAGGCGCCCUGCAGAAGGCCAAGCAGGACAUGGCCUGCCUGGUCAGGGAGUACCAGGAGGUGAUGAACUCCAAGCUGGGCCUGGACAUCGAGAUCGCCACCUACCGGCGCCUGCUGGAGGGCGAGGAGCAGAGGCUGUGUGAAGGCAUUGGAGCUGUGAAUGUCUGUGUCAGCAGCUCCCGGGGCGGGAUUGUCUGCGGGGACCUCUGCGUGUCCGGCUCCAGGCCCGUGACGGGCAGCGUCUGCAGCGCCCCCUGCACCGGGAACGUGGCGGUGAGCACUGGCCUGUGCGCGCCCUGCGGCCAGCUCAACACCACCUGUGGAGGGGGUUCCUGCGGCCUGGGGAGGUGUUAGGCAGCCCCCAGGGAGAGCCAGAGAGGUCCCCUCUGCCUGCCAGACAUGUCACUGUCCCACCACCAGCUGAGAACAGCAGCGCCUCAGUAGCUAUCCCCCCGUGUUCUGAGAAUACACCACGCAGCUUGUGUCCAUCAGCCACUCCUCUUCUCGUCUUGUCCGACUGGAAGGGGGUGCUGUGCCUGGGAAGGGACCCCUCCAUUCUGCUGUUUUGGCCUUUGGCCCCACCCAGGAAGAAGGGCUCUCCUUUCCUGGAGGGAGCACCACUGGACCCACUCCCCUAACUCUCUGGCCUCUUGUCCCCUGUUUUUCCAAUAAAUUGAGGGACCUGC
Messenger RNA from Camelus dromedarius (Arabian camel), 1885 nucleotides. Its product is annotated as keratin, type II microfibrillar, component 7C. The transcript has 9 exons. Gene Ontology annotation, molecular function: structural constituent of skin epidermis. Bases 72 to 1553 code for a protein of 493 amino acids. Gene Ontology annotation, biological process: keratinization; intermediate filament organization. Gene Ontology annotation, cellular component: keratin filament. Lineage: Eukaryota; Metazoa; Chordata; Mammalia; Artiodactyla; Camelidae. The record is from RefSeq and is a predicted model, not a curated record.